CUUUGAUUAGUAUGGGGCAUGUCUUGCUGACCUCAACAGCAAUGAUGAAAACAUAUUGUAUUAUCUUGGUUAAUGUGUUGAUAUCGAGUGUUCUUGGUCAAUUCGAUCCACAUUUUCAUGGAAAUAGAAGUGUGAUUGUUCAUUUAUUCGAAUGGAAAUGGAAUGAUAUCGCUGACGAAUGUGAAAGGUUUCUGCAACACAAGGGAUAUGGAGGCGUACAGAUCUCACCACCAAAUGAAAAUGUGAUAAUUAAGAACAGACCAUGGUGGGAAAGAUAUCAACCGGUUAGUUACAUAAUCAACACAAGAUCUGGAGAUGAAAUUGCAUUCAAGAAUAUGACAAGACGGUGUAAUGAUGUAGGAGUCAGAAUAUAUGCGGACGCUGUUAUUAAUCAUAUGGCAGCAACUGAUGGUAUUGGAAAAGCAGGAAGCACUUCCAACAGGACACACAAAUACUUUCCAGGAGUGCCAUUCGGACCGUAUGAUUUCCAUGAUGAUUGUGGCAUCAGCAACUACCAAGACGCAACUAAUGUUAGAAAUUGCGAACUAGAGGCAUUGCGAGACCUUGAUCAUAGCAAAGCUUAUGUUAGACAAAAAAUAAUCGAAUAUCUCAACCACCUAAUCGAUCUUGGAGUAGCAGGGUUCAGAAUCGAUGCGGCUAAGCAUAUGUGGCCAGCAGAUUUGCAAUACAUAAUAGAUCAUUUGAAAUAUCUCAACACAGAAUAUGGAUUCUCUCCCAAGCAGAAGCCUUUCAUUUUCCAAGAAGUCAUUUAUUUCGGUAACGAAGGUGUAAAUAUCAAAGAAUAUACCCCUAUAGGAGUGGUUACAGAAUUCAAACACUCCCGAUCCAUCACCAACGUGUUUCGGGGAAACGACAAGUUGACUUAUUUGAAUAGUUGGGGACCAGGAUGGGGUUUCCUGGAAGGUCGUGUCGUUGUUUUCGUGGAUAACCACGAUACCCAAAGACAACAUGGUCAACUGACCUACAAGGAAUCGAAGAAAUAUAAGAUGGCGAAUGCUUUUAUGUUGGCUCACCCCUAUGGGAUUCCCAAGGUUAUGUCCAGCUUCGACUUCAAUUCCAGAAAUCAAGGUCCUCCAAAAGAUUCCGACGAAAAUCUUGUCUCACCGGAAGUUAAUUCUGAUGAAACAUGUGGUGAUGGGUACAUAUGCGAACACCGAUGGAGACAGAUAUCGAACAUGGUAGCCUUCAGAAACCUGGUCACAGGGACUCCGUUUACCAAUUGGUGGUCUAAUGGCGACCAGCACAUAUCUUUCUGUAGGGGCAAUAAAGGAUUCGUCGCUUUCACUAAUGGAGGAGAUUUGAGGCAGGAAUUACAGACGUGCUUACCGACUGGAAGAUACUGUGACGUCAUUUCUGGGGAAGUAAUAGGGGGUAGAUGCAGCGGCAAAACAGUAGAUGUCACGUCGAAUGGUAAAGCACAUAUAGUGGUUCUAGCAGGAGAUGAAGAUGGAGUUCUUGCCAUACAUGAGAAUUCCAGAAUAAAUUUCAUUCCCUAGAUUGAGUCUUGAUUUAUUUUUACUCUGAGCUGUAUAGAAGUGUUCAUAAUAAAACUCUGCUGUUGUGAGAGCUUUC
Messenger RNA from Phaedon cochleariae (mustard beetle), 1593 nucleotides. The record is from the annotation of a GenBank genome assembly. Lineage: Eukaryota; Metazoa; Arthropoda; Insecta; Coleoptera; Chrysomelidae.